Molecule: messenger RNA, 255 nt
Organism: Colletotrichum costaricense
Lineage: Eukaryota; Fungi; Ascomycota; Sordariomycetes; Glomerellales; Glomerellaceae
Exons: 2
Coding region: 1-255 (84 amino acids)
Source: RefSeq, a predicted model, not a curated record
AUGAGGGAGACAACAGUCUGCCGUCCGAGGCUCCGAGCAAUCCUUCUCAUGCCCUCCCUACGAUGUGAGCAUUCCCAUUCAAUAAAAAGCCUGGACUCUGGAGCAGCAGCUCGACUCUUGCUUCCGGUGCCCCCGGAUUGUCAAUUGGUCUCGAGCCACCUAAUCGCGAGGCCAUUGUCUUGUGUCUUCGCGAUGAUCAAGCGGCUACCGUCGCACCUCUUCUGUCUGUGCGUGACGACUCUCCGACUUGACUGA